Messenger RNA from Ostertagia ostertagi, 585 nucleotides. The record is from the annotation of a GenBank genome assembly. Lineage: Eukaryota; Metazoa; Nematoda; Chromadorea; Rhabditida; Trichostrongylidae.
AUGCGAUCUCAGCAGCGAUCAAAUCAAGGCAGCAUAACAAAAAUGGAAGGAACAAGGGAAGACAGUAGUGAUAUGAUGCCAAAGUCAUUCCUGGGUAAAGAACCAGGAAAAGGUGGAUCUGUUGCUGGAGAAAACCAUUGGUGCUAUCAUUGCGUGUCACCGCUCAAGCACAUAUCGAGUGAUAUGAGGAAAACGAUUCGGCAGUUCUUGCACUUACGGCGAACGUCAUAUCCUCAAGAAGUGGCAACAGAUGAGUGCAACAACGCGAAGAACUUCUCCCGCCUGUACAAACAGACCUGCAGGCAUCCAUAUUGCUCUACGAUCUCCCUCGUGGAUCACAAUCAAGGUGUCUCCUUCGUCAUGCGAGGUUGCGCAGAAAACUUUGGUGCCAUAGACUCAAACUUCCUUGCCAAGCACGGAGAUCGUAGUUGCACUACGCUUCACGAUCAUCUUGACAUGAAGGAAUGUCUCUGCUCAGAACAAAGAUACUGCCAUUCCGGUCAUUCGCGACGACGAGCGUCGUCGUUUACUGGAUCUUCUACUUUUUCUUUAGCCCUGCUUGUUGCACUGUACAUAGCAUGUUAG